UUGGGUUGUGGGAGGAGGUGGCAGUAUUGUGAUCAUCCAAAUAUGGCCUCCCAAGAAAACAGUAGAAAACUGUCACAAGCAGCAAAAAAAGGCUGAGUUCAAGCAGUGGCCAUGGCUUCUGUGGCAAACGGUCCCUUCUACAUUCUCAAACCUCCAAACCAUCCUGGUUACAAACUCAGUAGUGGUAUCAGAACGACCCUCUGGUCAUUCUCAUGUACCAAUGCACCAUUUCUCACACUGCAGACCUCAAAGCACAAGUCUUCAACCAUCAUUUGCUUUGCAACUGAUAAGCAAACUUCUUCUACGGAAACCAGUUCCACAGCCCGGAUUAGGAGUGAAGUUCUCACUCCCUUUCGCUCCGUUCGGAUGUUUUUCUAUCUUGCUUUCAUAGCAAGUGGUGGUUUAGGAGGACUCAUAGCAACCACACAGUUAAUUGCAGCACUAACAAACCCAUCAAGAGCACUUGAUGCCCCUGAAAUUGUGAAGGGUCUUGGGAUAGACCUUGGAGCAGUGUCUCUCUUUGCAUUCUUGUAUUUGAGAGAGAACAAGGCCAAGAAUGCACAGAUUGCUAGGCUCUCAAGAGAGGAAAACCUUUCGAAUCUUAAGCUCCGGGUUGAUGAAAAGAAGGUCAUUCCUCUUAGCUCUUUGAGAGGGAUUGCUCGGCUUGUAAUAUGUGCAGGCCCUGCAUCAGUCAUCACAGAAGCUUUUAAUCAAAGUGAACCCUACACUGAAAGGCUUGUGGAACGAGGGGUGCUCGUGGUGCCCUUUCCUACAGAUGGAAACUUACCUAGUUUUGAGUUUGAAGAAAGUGAAGAGACUAAGGAGAUUACUGCAAAGAGGAAAAGACUAUGGCAGCUGACACCAAUUUAUAUUCCUGAAUGGACCAAGUGGUUAGAUGAGCAAAAGAAGCUGGCAGGCGUCUCCUCUGAAUCUCCUGUGUAUAUAUCUCUUCGCCUGGAUGGUCGUGUUCGUGGCAGUGGCAUUGGUUACCCGCCUUGGAAUGCUUUUGUUGCACAGUUACCACCUGUGAAGGGAAUGUGGUCUGGUCUUCUUGAUGGGUUUGAUGGAAGAGUUUAAGAAAAUAUUUUGUGUUUGUAUAGGUAUUCCUUAGAAAUGAAAUUCUGUUUUCCUUAUGCCUUUUGAAAAAAGCAGUGGGAUUUGUAUGGUUUCAUGGCAUCACUUGUCAUGACUCUGCAAUUUGCUAUCUAUCUUCUCAGAAAAGGAAGGCAUAUUUAUCUUUUGGGUUCUCUGCCAACUCCCAUGCAUUAUUGGGAGCUUAACUACAUGGUUUUUCGUUUCGAACAAACAAGUAAAGCAUACUUUCUGGUGCCAACAAGGGUUUACAGAUUCUGAAACUUAAUUUGUUGAUAACUUGAAAUGUCAGAGUUGGGUUUAGGAAUGCACUUAUAUGUUUUGAUAAAACUUCCUAAUGCCAGAGUUGUCUAUGGGGAACUGGAAAAUCCUGUUUGGAAUUGUUUUCGGCUUCUAUGUGGCUAACAGGUCCUGCUAUAAAUGCAUGCAAUGUUAAGGAAGCAACCAAAAUGGGGGAUUUGAGGACAGUUGACAGAGAAAAGAGUUGUUUUGUCCAAAAACAACUUAAACUAAUCUAUACAUCAAGCCUUGUGAAUGUUGAAUUGCCAUUUUCUGA
Prunus avium (sweet cherry) is the source of this 1648-nucleotide messenger RNA. The record is from RefSeq and is a predicted model, not a curated record. Lineage: Eukaryota; Viridiplantae; Streptophyta; Magnoliopsida; Rosales; Rosaceae.